GAGAGCAAGGUGUGUGAGGAGCAGCUGAGGUCCUGUGGUGCGUUCAGCCUAGUGUAAAGGAGUUGAGGUGAGGCCUGAUGGUGGCUGCAGCUCCUCACAGGGAGCAGACGGGCAGUGCUGAGCUCUGCUCUGUGUGACAGCAAUGGGGCUUGAGGAAACGGCUUGGAGCCAGGGCAGGUCAGAUUGGGGGUUAGGAGAAGGUGGUGUGGCUCUGGAAGAGGCUGUCCAGGGCACUAGUAAUGGCCUUAAGCUGCCAGAGUUCAAGAGCCACUUGGACACCACUCUCAGACAUAGUGUUUCAUUUUGGGUGAUGCUGUGUGGAGGCAGGAGUUGUACUUGAUAUUCCUUAUGAGUCCUUUCCAACUUGGUAUAUUCUAUGAUUUGUUAUGUCAAUAACGUUUUCAAUAAGGAUAAUCUAUUAAUGGUUAGCUACAUUUCCACCACAAGCAAAGAAGAAAAAACACAUCACAUUAGGACAUCCCUCAGGGUCAUACAAAGGGCACAACCUCUUCAUCCACCGUAGCCAGGCUGGCUGGCCAGUGACUGGCUCAUCUGAAAACUGAACUCAAUACAUUUGUGUGAAAUUCAGUAUAAACGGUGAGAUGUUGAAGGCUGAAAGACCAUGCAUAUGUAGGAUUUAAAAUGUUAUUAUCUCUAGCACAACAUCAAGGCAUGUUCCAUCAUUAAUGAAAUCUUAGAGUGGAAAGAAGACGCUCAAUCACUUCUCCUGGUUUUUCUUGCUAACCACAACAUUGAGUUGCAAGCAAGUGAAAAAAAAAACAAACCUUGUAAAAGCUCUCAGGUUUUAGAUUUUGCUGAACUUGUUUGGAAAACACUUAAUUUAGACUCCCUUAGUUUUUAAUCAAUCUAGUUGAAGAAAUUAUUCUUUUGGCUGCUUUCAGCUGCUUUCACUGGAAACUUGAGUUAAGGGCAAAUUAUAGCUCUCUGAUUGCUACAGACUGGAAAACCUUCCCCUUUUUCACUCAUAGCAGCUUACUUCUCUAUUUCUAAUCACAGCUGUUGAGUAGUUUGUACUGGACAAGGAAAUCGUGCAUAGAAUCUGAUUUCAAAUUGUUUUCCAAUAAAGUUUAAUAGGUAAUAGUUUUAGGUUGGAUUAUUAUUUUUUUUCCCCAGACAGCUCCAUUUUGAAUGCCAUCUGUACAUUGUGAUUCAGAGACAAGAGACUCAGAUAUGAAUAAUGUUUGAUCUACAUCUGGCAAGCACAACUGCUAUCAUUAAACUGGGCUUUUAUGAGGCUUGUUGCAUGUUCAUAAGCAAACUUAAAGCAAAUCUUAAUGGAUAAUGAAGUUAGAAUUUCUACUAAGCUGGCACAGUUGAAAUGAGGUUACAAGAGAAUCAAAUUCAGUGUAAAUAAGUUGGAAGUACAGAAGAAAUAAGUUAUCAUUUUAACAAAGAAUCAUAUGUAAAAAUAGUCAAAUAAGCACAACUUCUUUAUCAUGCAGAAAAGUCAAUCACAACAUGGCAAGCAUGGCAUUUGUGGUAAAUGGAUGGCCAUAGAUUUCUCUUAUUUCCCAUAAUUGUCAUGGAAUCAAUCUCAAAAUCACCAUUUUGUAUAACAAUCCAUUCAGUUCUGUUUUUAUUUCAUCAUCAGAUCUUAAAUUAACUUGAUGACUUUCAGCAUCUGGGAAUUAGGGAAGGACAGUUUUGUUUAAUCUCAUUGGAGAAAGGUCAGUCCUUGCUAGCAAAGCUAUUUCCUCUUCCAUUAACAUAAGACCUUGCUAGGCAAACAAAAUUGAAUUGAACUUGCCAGAUUUAACAAUCAAGCCUAGUUACAGAGAAAAAAAAAAAAAAAAAAAAAAAAAAAAAAAAACCAGGUUAUUUUCUACAAUCAAAGGGCUUUUUCCUACAUGCAAAAUCCAAGCAACAGUUCUCCUGAAGACCGGGGCUAUACAGGAGUUCAAGGAUACCAGAUACCUUCCCUUUGGUUGUGGAGGAAGAAUUUUGCUUGCAGAGGCAGUGGAAUGCUUCAUGACCUUUGGAGCAAAGCAUCAUGGCGGUCUGCAUAUUCUUUCUUUAUGCCAUAAUACUUCUCCCAGGUAUUGCUGCCAAUGUACGUCAUGUGAAGUCAUUUCUCAAUCACACUGCGUACCUAUCUUGCUAUUUCCCAAACUCUCAGAAAAGCGACAUAAGAAAUAUAAUAGUUUUUUGGCAAAAACAUACGGGUGAAGUGGUACAUGAAGUUUACCUCGGCCAGGAAAUACAUGAUCACCUUGAUCCUAAAUACAUAAAUCGUACCAAGAUGGAUAUGGACAAAUGGACUUUGCAAUUGUUAAAUGUCGGGAUUGUGGAUGAGGGGCAGUAUAAAUGUAUUAUUAUGCACGUGGACAAGGGACCAAAAAAGCUCAUACAUGAAUCUGAGUGCGUACUGAACAUCACUGCCAACUAUAGUCAGCCUGUGGUAGCACAGCUACACGCUGGGAAGCCAAAGCCCAAUGAGAACCUGAAUCUUUCCUGUUCUUCCAGCGGAGGUUAUCCAGAGCCCAAACAAAUGAUUUGGCUAAUUUCAAGAGAAAAUGUAACAGAUAGGCUUGAACGACAGAUGGAUGUCUUACAGGAUGCUGUAACAAAGCUGUAUAACGUUACCACCAAGCUGAAUAUCCCAGUUCCUACAAAUACACUCACUAAUAUUAGCUGUUUGCUUCACCUUGGAGAGCAGCAGGGGAGUCUUGUCUCAGUGCCGCUAGUCAUAGAGAUACAAGCAGAAGAAAUGGAACUGGUGAAGGUAAAUUUCUUUGGCCCACUUAUAGCUGUAAUUGUACUGAUCACAAUCCUUCUGGGUUUUUUGAUAUUGAAGAACAGAAAUAUCUCAUCUACCAGCCAUAGUGUCGGUCUCACAGUCUAAAAAGUACUCAGCUUGAAAUAAGAGGCCAGCAGCUAUAGACUGCUGACUGGGAACCAUUUCUGCACAUAGUGAGGCCUGUGGUCCCAUUGUUUCAGAUGCUGUACCAGAACAAGAAUCCUCUCUAAAUACCCUGCAGAACAACAUGGAAUAUUUUCAUCUGAUGACUGAAGUCUACUGUCUGGUAUUUCUAGCUUUAUUUUUGCUACAGAACAGUAGCAAAUGCAAUACUCUGUCUCCAUGAGUUUCUCUUACACUUUGGGGAAAGCUCUUCAGAUUUAAUGGGCUUUUUGGUCAAACAGUUGUCAGUGUUCACCUCAGCCUUCUACAUUAUUAAUUGGUACAUACAUGAAUUUUUCUGGCUCCUGGUGCAGUUACUCUGGCUGCAGUUCUGAUCACUAGGAGGAAAUGCCAAUUUGGGCCUUCCUGCAUUCAGUGGCUUGGUUCACUUCUGCACGGGCUAAUGUGGUUUUGCCUCCUAUGAUACUAGAUAUGAAGAACUGAAUUUAGUGAUGCCAUUAAAUCUGGAAAGAGGAGAUGAGCGUCUUGUCAACAGUAACAAAUAAACAGAGAAGCACAGCAAGCAGUUGUACUUAUAACUCCAACUGUUAUAAGUACAAAAUAUCUUCUUUUCAUUGUUCUCUUUUGUUUUGCUUUUUUCUGGGAUUCCUCCACCAUUUGACAAGGCCACAGAAAACUGCUAAGCACUUAGCAGCACUACUAUCACUGGUUAAGUGGCAGGAUUUUUAAGGGCAGAGGCUGGCUUGGGAGAAUCCUGAGUGUCUGCAUAAGGAGAAGCUGUUUAAAAGUCUAAGUGCUCCCAAGAUCCUGCAGUCUUCAGUUGUACGGUUGGAUUUGACAACUGUGAUUGUUUUUGCUCUAUCUUUCAUUAUGCUCUAUGACACUGUAAAAUGCUGUCAGUGAGAGUCAGUGAAGAGCAGAACAGCAAGGAUUGCAGAAGUGAAUGUCUCAGAAAUAGAAAGAGUUAGGCCACAACAUGUGAAUCAUUGCCCUUGCUGGAAAUACGAUCAGAGUCAGGGUAUUUAAUUAUGAACCAUAAAUGCUCUGGGCUUUGUAUGACUUUGUACCAGCAACUUUCUUGUGAACUCCAUGGUAGAAAAAGGAACUUUUUCUAAGGAGGAUGCUGCCCCACCUUCUGAGGAAAGUCAUGAAGUUUCCACAGGGCACUUGAAACUAGAAAGAACUGAAGGAAAAAAGUGUUUUGAAUUGAAUUUUGGGCUGUUGUACCUUUUGUUUUGUUUUAAACUAUACAGGUUAACGUCUUCCUAUGUAUACUGGCCAGAUGCUGUACUACAGGUUUUUCAGAAGGAUGCAGGGAUAGUAUAUUAAAGCAUGAGGUAUCAUUCAUUUGUGUAUUAAUCUAGAUAUACAAAGUUAAGCAAAACAGAUACUGUAAUAAUAAGUGGAGCAUGUUCCAGUUUGGUUGACUGUCUCCUCCCUUUCUUAAUUUGGUUUCCAAGUUUAAAGAUACAGCAAUCCAUACAUGAUGUACAGGAUACGGUUUUACCUUUCAGGACAGGUUAUUUGUUUCAUUCAAAAUGUUCCUGUCUUCAACUUUGAACAAUGUCUGCAUUUCAUUUUCUGCAGUGCUACUGACAGCUUUCAAGGGAAAUGCAGAGGUUCUGAGACACAUUUUUUUUGAGAUCUUGAUUGCGUUUGUAGGCUGCCAUAAUAUGAACAUUUACAUUAUGUUCUCAAGACAAAAUUCAGCUCAGAUUUGCAUUCUGGGGACAGAAAUUCUCCACUGUUCCUACUGGGUAAAUAUAUUAUUUUCUAUUGAGUGAUGCUAAGAAUUGAUAGACUCCACCUCAGUUUAACCUUUAUUUUCACCUGAGUAAGAGAAUUUGCAUGUUAUCUGGAGUUUGUAAAACGAUUUGGGAGUCAGUUUAUUAAGCUAUUACGCCAAUAAGCCAAACGUUUUUAUUCAGAUUACUAUCAUUCAAAUGAUAUGAAAAGUCACAGCUCUUAUUUUCAUGUAAGGUUUUAUGUUUGCUAACAAAGUUAUUUAAUGACAUUAAAAUAUAUGUAUUUUUA
Molecule: messenger RNA, 4915 nt
Organism: Coturnix japonica (Japanese quail)
Lineage: Eukaryota; Metazoa; Chordata; Aves; Galliformes; Phasianidae
Source: RefSeq, a predicted model, not a curated record